Messenger RNA from Cervus elaphus (red deer), 1125 nucleotides. It is a transcript of the gene TRNAU1AP, whose product is annotated as tRNA selenocysteine 1 associated protein 1. Gene Ontology annotation, cellular component: nucleus. Gene Ontology annotation, molecular function: tRNA binding. Lineage: Eukaryota; Metazoa; Chordata; Mammalia; Artiodactyla; Cervidae. Gene Ontology annotation, biological process: selenocysteine incorporation. The record is from RefSeq and is a predicted model, not a curated record. The transcript is spliced from 9 exons. The coding region runs from base 121 to 984 and encodes 287 amino acids.
CGACCUGCGGAGCAUGCGCAGAAGGCGGCCGAGGCGCAUGCUCCGUGGAGGUCCCGGCCCGGCGGCCCCCGCGUCUGCGCCAGCCCGGGGGCCCCACAGAGUCCCGGCGGGGCCGCGGGCAUGGCGGCCAGCCUGUGGAUGGGCGACCUGGAGCCCUACAUGGACGAGAACUUCAUCUCCAGAGCCUUUGCUACCAUGGGGGAGACAGUGAUGAGCGUCAAAAUUAUCCGAAACCGCCUCACUGGGAUCCCGGCUGGCUACUGCUUUGUAGAAUUCGCAGAUUUGGCCACAGCUGAGAAGUGUUUGCAUAAAAUCAAUGGGAAGCCCCUUCCAGGAGCCACACCUGCAAAGCGUUUUAAACUGAAUUACGCCACUUAUGGGAAACAGCCAGAUAACAGCCCUGAAUACUCCCUCUUUGUGGGGGAUCUGACCCCAGAUGUGGAUGAUGGCAUGCUGUAUGAGUUCUUCGUCAAAGUCUACCCCUCCUGUCGGGGAGGCAAGGUGGUUUUGGACCAGACAGGCGUGUCUAAGGGUUAUGGUUUUGUGAAAUUCACAGAUGAGCUGGAACAGAAGCGAGCCCUGACAGAGUGCCAGGGAGCCAUAGGACUGGGGUCUAAACCAGUGCGGCUGAGCGUGGCCAUCCCCAAAGCGAGCCGUGUGAAGCCAGUGGAGUAUAGUCAAAUGUACAGUUACAGCUACAACCAGUAUUACCAGCAGUACCAGAACUACUACGCCCAGUGGGGCUAUGACCAGAACACCGGCAGCUACAGCUAUAGUUACCCCCAGUAUGGCUACACCCAGAGCACCAUGCAGACGUAUGAAGAAGUCGGAGAUGAUGCAUUGGAAGACCCCAUGCCGCAGCUGGAUGUGACAGAGGCCAACAAGGAGUUCAUGGAGCAGAGCGAGGAGCUGUAUGAUGCGCUGAUGGACUGUCACUGGCAGCCUCUAGACACAGUGUCUUCAGAGAUCCCUGCCAUGAUAUAGCCAGGACAAAGGACAAGCCAGAAUGGACUUGUGAGGGAGAGAAGAGACUCCUUUUUUAAAGUUACUGCAAGACUUUUUUUUUAAAUGUUUCAUAAAGAUUUUAGUAAUCAACCGUUCCUGCAAUUAUAUUUUUCCUCUUAA